AUGGCCGGCCCAGAGGGUGAUGAAGCGGGAGUAAGCUACGACAAACCAAUAAAGGAUCGUUAUAUUGGCUUGGGUGGUCUAGAGAGCUGUUUGUUGGCAGCGGAGGGAAGAGAAACUGCAGGAGGAGCGCAACGAUUGAUAGCGCUGAUCGUAGAGCAAGACCGUGGCCGAUAUUGCUGCGGAUCACGCGGGGUCCCCCCGACUGUUUUAGUAGUUCUCACCGUCGAGACUGACUACUCUAGCCGAAGAGAUGGUCACAUUCUCAGCUGGGACGAAGUAGCGACGCACUAUCGGCUAGGCAGUGCUGAGCGUACAAAAACCCUGCAUGACCUGGUUGGGAUAGGACGUGGCUCACGUCCAACAUGUUUGCAUCUCACCGUCGAGCUCAAACAUUUGGUCGCGCAUGCUUUCUGUCGCGACCCGUCGCGGUAUUUCUCAUUUGUUAGUGCAGGUCAGGCUAAACUACACCCGCUGUACAGCUUCAACGGAGCGGGUCGUUGCCCGUUCUUGGUCAUUGCGCAUUUAAUGGGGACGCCAAUGCAGCGUGAAUCCCUUGGUGUCGGAUUCCAAAAGAAAUUAUGCGGUAAUCUCACUAAGGUCGCAGGAGGCGGUUAUCGGCAUGUACCCCGUAUGAUAGAUAGACCCAAUAUGGAGGACAGCACGCUGAGACGGCCAUACCCCUCCAAACUCCCAGCCAGCCAGCAAAUAGGCAGAGACAUCGCCGUGUCGAAUGAGAACCUGCGGAGACACCGGAAAUGA
Molecule: messenger RNA, 759 nt
Organism: Aspergillus niger
Lineage: Eukaryota; Fungi; Ascomycota; Eurotiomycetes; Eurotiales; Aspergillaceae
Exons: 5
Coding region: 1-759 (252 amino acids)
Source: RefSeq, a predicted model, not a curated record